Molecule: messenger RNA, 1104 nt
Organism: Cetraspora pellucida
Lineage: Eukaryota; Fungi; Glomeromycota; Glomeromycetes; Diversisporales; Gigasporaceae
Source: the annotation of a GenBank genome assembly
AAAAUCUAUUCCUAUCCCAACAAUCCACGUACUUUCAAGAUUUUAAUUGCUGCCGAGUAUAAUCAUCUUGAACUGGAGGUUGCCGAAUUUGAAAUCGGUAAAGAUAACAAAGAACCCGAAUUUCUGGAAAAAUUCUGUCAUGAAAAAGUUCCUGCGUUUGAAAAUGCUGAAGUGUCUAGUUGUUCUGAAAAUACCCAGCUUUUAGGCAAAGAUAAAAAAGAAACUGCAAAAGUUCUUAAUUACAUUCUAUUUGCCGAAAACGAGAUUAUUCCUCACGCUAAUACUUGGAUCAACCCAAUUUUAGGCAUAACACAAUACAAUAAAGCGGCUCAUAGCCAGUCAACGGAAGGUCUAAAAAAGUCUUUGAACGUGCUAGAAAAGACCUUGCUAAAAAAGACCUACUUGGUUGGUGAACGCAUUACAUUGGCCGAUAUUUCUAUUGCUACAGCUCUUUACUUUCCUUUCAAACUGGUAUUGGACACUGAGUUCCGUAAAAAUUUCAAGAAUCUUACUCGAUGGUAUGUGACACUCGUCAAUCAACCAGCUUUUAAGAAAGUCUUAGGUGAAGUCACUCUUGUAGAUGUUGCGCAAGUAUAUACCCAAGAGGAAGAAAAGCCCGCGCCUAAACCUAAGAGCAAGCUAGAUCUAUUGCCUCCCAGCAAACUAAAUCUGGAGGAAUGGAAACGAUUCUAUUCUAACAACAAUACUCGUCCAGAUGCUAUUAAUUGGUUCUGGGAACAUUAUGACCCGGAAGGAUAUUCCAUUUGGCGUGUGGAUUAUAAAUAUAAUGACGAAUUGACAAAAGUCUACAUGAGCAGUAACCUUAUUGGUGGCUUUUUCAAUCGUUUAGAGCGAGCGCGCAAAUAUGCAUUUGGAAAUUUGCUGGUGUUGGGUGAAGAUGAUAAAAAUGAAAUUGCCGGAUAUUUUGUCAUUCGUGGGCAAGAAAUACCAGAGGAAGUAACAGACGCUGCAGAUUUCGAAAGUUAUGAAUUCAAAAAGGUGGAUCAUACAGAUAGUCAAGUUCGUUGUAACUUUGAGGAUUACUUGGCUUGGGAUGGCCAUCUUGACGGCAAGAAGUGCGCGGAUGGUAAAACAUUUAAGUAA